CUUUUCCUCCGGAGGGCAUCCCUUCGAAACUUUUCCCCAUGACAAGGAGGGCAUCCCUCCGGAUCAGCAAAGGUUGAUCUUCGCAGGCAAACAGCUCGAGGACGGCCGCACCUUGGCCGAUUACAACAUUCAGAAGGAAUCUACCCUCCACCUUGUUCUCCGCCUCCGCGGUGGCAUGCAAAUUUUCGUCAAGACUCUCACCGGCAAGACGAUCACCCUCGAGGUGGAGAGCUCGGACACCAUCGACAAUGUUAAGGCCAAAAUCCAGGACAAGGAGGGCAUCCCCCCGGACCAACAAAGGCUCAUCUUCGCCAGCAAGCAACUUGAGGACGGCCGCACCUUAGCAGACUACAACAUUCAAAAGGAGUCGACCCUCCACCUGGUUCUCCGCCUUCGUGGUGGCCAAAUGCGAAUCUUCGUCGAGCUUCCCUCUUCCAGGUCCAGCAUAAUUGCACUGCAGGUUAAGAGCUCGAACACCAUCGACAAUGUCAAGGCCAAGAUCCAGGAUAAGGAGGGCAUCCCUCCGGACCAGCAAAGGUUGAUCUUCACAGGCAAAGAGCUCGUGGACGGCCGCACCUUGGCCGAUUACAACAUUCAAAAGGAAUCGACCCUCCGCCUUGUCCUCCGCAGUACCAUGAAAAUUUUCGUCAAGAUUAUCACCGGCAAGACGACCACUCUCGAGGUGGAGAGCUCGGACACCAUCGAAGAUGUCAAGUUCAAAAUCCAGGACAAGGAGGGAAUUCCCCCGGACUACCAAAAGCUGAUCUUCGAAGGCAAGCAACUUGAGGAAGGCCGCAUCUUGGAGGACUACAACAUUCAAAACGAAUCGACCCUCCACCUGGUUUUCCGCCUUCGUGGAGGAAUGCGAAUCUUCAUCGAGCUUGCCUCCACUUCCAGGUUCAGCAUAAUUGCGCUGAAGGUUAAGAGCUCAGACACCAUCGACAACGUCAAGGCCAAAAUCCAGGACAAGGAGGGCAUCCCCCCGGACCAGCAAAGGCUCGUCUUCGCCGGCAAGCAACUUGAGGACCACCGCACCUUGGCAGACUACUACAUUCAAAAGGGAUCGACCCUCCACCUUGUCCUCCGCGUUGGCAUGCAAAUUUUCGUCAAGACUGUCCGCGGCAAGACGAUCACCCUCGUGAUGGAGAGCUCGGACACCAUCGACAAUGUCAAGGCCAAAAUCCAGGAUAAGGAGGGCAUCCCCCCGGACCAGCAAAGGCUCAUCUUCUUCGACAAGCAACUUGAGGACGACCGCACCUUGGCGGACUACUGCAUUCAAAAGGGAUCGACCCUCCACCUUGCCCUCCGUGGUGGCAUGCAAAUUUUCGUCAAGACCCCCGGCAAGACGAUCACCCUCGAGGUGGAGAGCUCAGAUACCAUCGACAAUGUCAAGGCCAAAAUCCAGGACAAGGAGGGCUUCCCCCCGGACAAGCAAAGGCUCAACUACGCUGGCAAGCAACUUCAGGAUGGCUGCACCUUGGCCGAUUACAACAUUCAGAAGGAAUCUACCCUCCACCUUGCCCUCAGCCUCAGCUUCCUCUGUAGCAUGCAAAUUUUCGUCAAGACUGUCCGCGGCAAGACGAUCACCCUCGAGGUGAAGUGGUCGGACACCAUUGACAAUGUCAAGGCCAAAAUCCAGGAUAAGGAGGGUAUACCCCCGGACCAGCAAAGGCUCAUCUUCUUCGACAAGCAACUUGAGGACGACCGCACCUUGGCGGACUACUGCAUUCAAAAGGGAUCAACCCUCCACCUUGCCCUCCGUGUUGGCAUGCAAAUUUUCGUCAAGACCCCCGGCAAGACGAUCACCCUCGAGGUGGAGAGCUCGGAUACCAUCGACAAUGUCAAGGCCAAAAUCCAGGACAAGGAGGGCUUCCCCCCGGACAAGCAAAGGCUCAACUACGCUGGCAAGCAACUUCAGGAUGGCUGCACCUUGGCCGAUUACAACAUUCAGAAGGAAUCUACCCUCCACCUUGUCCUCCACGGUGGCAUGCAUAUUUUCAUCAAGACAAUCCACUACAAGACGAUUACCCUCGAGGUGGAGAGGUCGGACACCAUUGACGAUGUCAAGGCCAAAAUCCAGGACAAGGAGGGCUUCCCCCUAAACCGGCGAAUUCUCGUCUUAUCCGGCAAACAACUGCAGGGCGGCCGCACCUUGGCGGACUACCGCAUUCAUAAUGGUUCGAUCCUCCACCUGGUUAUCCGCCCGUAAUCUCUGUUUUGGGCGAUAUGGUUGGUCGAUGUCUCUGUUCUUGUGCUAUUGCCUUGUGGUUUCAACCCUGCUGUAGUCAUCGGAUGGUUUGUGUUUGUGAAGUCUAUUUGAACAAAACAGAACAGUAUGUUAUAAUUCUGAUAAAUUUCCUUA
This is a messenger RNA of Zingiber officinale, 2362 nucleotides long. Its product is annotated as polyubiquitin-like. The record is from RefSeq and is a predicted model, not a curated record. Gene Ontology annotation, biological process: protein ubiquitination; modification-dependent protein catabolic process. Bases 176 to 2209 code for a protein of 677 amino acids. NCBI's taxonomy places the organism in Eukaryota, Viridiplantae, Streptophyta, Magnoliopsida, Zingiberales, Zingiberaceae. The transcript is spliced from 4 exons. Gene Ontology annotation, cellular component: cytoplasm; nucleus. Gene Ontology annotation, molecular function: ubiquitin protein ligase binding; protein tag activity.